AUGAAUAAUUAAAGAAUUUGGAACAAGGUAGACUAAAACUAUUCAAAUUGUACUCAUGGUUUACGUUUAAAGCUCUUGAAAUCAGGUAAGAAUUGCCACAUUGUCUACAUACUCUGCACAGAAAAGCAGAUAAUGCUAUUUAAAGAUGAUGAUUUAACAAAACCUUACAAAUAUUUACCCAUAAACUUUGAAUAUAGGUUUCAGGUUGUAAGAACUCCUCCGGUGUUAAUAAACCCGUCUCUUUCUGAAAACAAGGGGGAAAAUGUUAUAUCCCUGGGAGAAAUACUUGCUAUACGAUUUAUCCGGGAUAACGUAGAGAAGUGGAGUGAAUUCAGGGGGUCAGUGAGUGAUUUGGAGUAUUUGAGACAGUUUUUGGGAAAGAAGAUGAACUAAACUGGAUUUCAUUAGUAUUUUAAGGUGUACAAAAAAAUAGGGAAAGGGAGCUUUGCUUCGGUGUAUUUGGCACAGCGGAUAGAGGAUGGAACAAAGAUGGCUGUGAAGGCGUUCUGUAAGAAUGCAGUUUAUAAGGAGGAGAAUGGAAAGGAAGGGUUAAUUAAUGAAAUUCAAAUAAUGAGAAUUCUGGAUCAUCCUAACUUAAUGAAACUGUAUGAAGUUUACGAAACACAAAAUUCUAUCUACAUGUGUUUGGAGUUAUUAGAAGGAGAUCAAUUAUACGGCUUGUUCAAGAUGAAGAGAUCCUUUAGUGCUCAGCAAAUACACUCAAUAAUGAAAGGAUUGUUGGAAGGCUUGAAUUACAUUCACAGUAUGGGAAUAAUGCACAGAGAUCUUAAGCUCGAAAAUAUCUUAUUCAAAGAGCCAGAUAAUUACGAUUCCGUGGUGAUAGCUGAUUUCGGAUUGGCAACCAGGGUCGAUUAGAAGCCAUUUCUGUACACCAAAUGUGGAACUCCUGGAUUUGUUGCUCCGGAAGUUAUCAAUUUGAAGGAUGAGUAAUUAUGUUAUGGCUCGGUUUGCGACAUGUAUUCGUUAGGAGUGAUCCUAUAUAUCUUGAUUACAGGACAACCGGUGUUCAAGGGCAAGAGUUAUAAUACCAUAGUGAGGAGGAAUCGAGAAGCCAUUGUAGAUUUUCAAACUGAAAAACUUAAUUAAGUAUCGGAUAAUUAGAGAAGCUUAUUGAUUAAGAUGCUCCAGGCAGACCCAGAUUUAAGGAUCACUUCCAAACAGGCUUUGAUGCAUGAAUACUUCUGCGCCUAUUACGAAGAGGAAUUUGCUCAGAUGUACACUGAUGAUGACCCACACUUGGGGGAGAUGCUCGUUAAAUUGAAUGCCGAGUAUAUUCGAUUGGAUAUGGAAAGGCUGAAGAGAUCCAAUGAUGAGAAUGACAUUUGCAAGACUGAGGAUCUGAAGGUUGACUAGAGUUAGGAAAAGAACGAUUUCCUCAAAAUCAUCAUGAGAACUCCAGUCAUUACUGGAAGAACCAGAUCUAUUGAGAAUUCUCCCUUUAAUGGGUUUUAAUCGCCCAACCAAGAUACUCAUAUCCCUCACAUCUAAUAAAUUUAAGCCAAUUGGAUCAAACCCUUGGCUUUAUAACAUUGA
Molecule: messenger RNA, 1554 nt
Organism: Paramecium tetraurelia
Lineage: Eukaryota; Ciliophora; Oligohymenophorea; Peniculida; Parameciidae
Exons: 5
Biological process (GO): mitotic DNA damage checkpoint signaling; protein phosphorylation
Cellular component (GO): nucleus; cytoplasm
Molecular function (GO): protein serine/threonine kinase activity; ATP binding
Source: RefSeq, a predicted model, not a curated record